Molecule: messenger RNA, 822 nt
Organism: Botrytis deweyae
Lineage: Eukaryota; Fungi; Ascomycota; Leotiomycetes; Helotiales; Sclerotiniaceae
Exons: 2
Coding region: 1-822 (273 amino acids)
Molecular function (GO): serine-type endopeptidase activity
Source: RefSeq, a predicted model, not a curated record
AUGCUCUCUACCGGUUUCACAGAUGUGCCAGUAACGCGCAGCCUUGUCUAUGGGGUUAUCGUAACCUCACUCCUCGCUAGUAUCACAGAUUCAAAGCAUUUUUUCUAUAUACAAGCAGAUCCUCAUCUGCUACGAUAUCAUCAACUAUGGCGGAUGCUGAGUUACCAAUUAUGCUAUACCAAUUCGACAGAAGUAUUUUUUGGCGCGAUAACAUACUAUAAUAUGAGAGUGGUGGAAAGAUUAUGGGGAUCUCGUAGAUUUGCUUCUUUCCUGAUAUUAUCGUUCUGCUUCACCUCGAUAAUAUCGCCAAUCUUGCUCAUCCUUCUACGACCCCUUUCCCUCUACGCGAUAAAUUACCUACCCGCAGGACCAACGGCUCUUAUAUUUGCUAUCCUAGCCCAGUACCAUGCCGUUAUUCCGCAUCAAUACAAAUACAAAGUUGCAGCUACCUCUGCACCUAUGACCGAGGAGAAUUUCGUAGGAGUUACAUUCUCGGAUAAAUCAUACAUAUAUCUCCCCGCUAUUCAGCUGGGUCUUUCCCAAUUUCCAGGCUCACUGAUAUCUGCAAUGGUCGGCUGGAUUAUUGGCUAUUGCUGGCGAAACGAUGUACUACCUACAGCUUUCACGCGAUGGAGAUUACCAGGCUGGAUGGUGGGCGUUCAGGUCAAGAAGAGAAGUGAAGGGUUUGAAGGAAUGAGGAGGAGAUUGGAGGGAGAAAAUACAGUGGCUGCUACAGGAUCGGAUGGUCAGUCGGGUGGAGAAGUUGGAAGAAGGAGAACUCUGGCGAAUCAAUUUAUUGACCAAUUUAGAGGAGCGCCAUGA